Molecule: messenger RNA, 1245 nt
Organism: Planococcus citri (citrus mealybug)
Lineage: Eukaryota; Metazoa; Arthropoda; Insecta; Hemiptera; Pseudococcidae
Exons: 8
Coding region: 77-1237 (386 amino acids)
Cellular component (GO): cytoplasm
Molecular function (GO): calcium ion binding; calcium-dependent phospholipid binding
Source: RefSeq, a predicted model, not a curated record
GCAGAAUAUUGAUAACUGCAGCAUCUCUGCAUACAAUGCUUGAAACAAAGGUUUUUCUACAACUCAAUUCUGCAGAAUGCAUGAAUCGUUGCAAAUUAUUGUUACUUGUGUAUUAAUGUGUCUCUCAGGUCAUAAGGGAGCUGAUACACAAAUUGAUGUAGUAGCUGACGCCAAACUAAUUGUAGACAACAAUAGAGCAGAACUAAUUGUGAUGAGAAUUAUACCAUUUCGAACUCCAGAACAACGUAAACAAAUCAACGAUCAUAUUCGUCAAUUGGAUUAUACACCUUUAAUAGAUCCUGAUUAUGAACCCGUCACCUUCUCAGAUCCAUUCACUGAUUCCUACCUGGACCUAUGCUACACCCUUCUUACAGAUGACAAGAAUACAAUUUUAAGCAAAUACAUGACCUACUUCUUGAAAGCUAAAAAUCCGAGUGUAAUAAUCAUCCUCAUGCUACUGGUUGAUGACAUGGGGACUUUCAUGAAAGUUUACAACAGUCAACACCAUGAUAGUUUCGACGAAAGUAGAAAACAUCAAAUGAAAAAUUUUCGAAAUAUGCUCAGAGUUUGGGCUGAGAGCAUCAGACCUCCUGAUGGCGAUAUUGAUCAAAAAGCUGUUGAUAAUGAAGCAGGCUCUCUAAAUGAUGAAAAACCCAAAUGGGACAAAAAUCGUGAUCAAUUGGAGAAGGUCCUCAUGAAGAGUUCUUAUAAAAUGGCUAAAGCUAUUCUAGAAAAAUAUGAAGAAAAGAAUCAACAUCCCAUCGAAGAUGACAUAAGAGCCACAAUAAAGAAUCCAUAUCUUGUAGAUGCUUACUGUUCUUUAGCUACUUAUAUAAAGGACAAAUACACCUGUUUGGCAAGGAAACUGCAUGAACAAAGUGACAAUGAAGAUCAUUUUGCCACAUGGAAUAUUUUGGUAGGAACUCUCAAAUCAGAUGAAUGGAAACAGAUUGAUACCAGUUUCAAGCGUGAAAAUGAUAACAUUGGAGUUGUGGAAUUCAUUUCACAUAACAUCAAAGGAGAUUUCGUGCUCAUGGAAACAUUGGCUUAUCUUAUAGAUUCAACUUACAAACCAAAAUUUCUCGGUGUUCCAGCACCAAUAGCAACACCAAAGGUACCCUCAUCUCCAUCCCAGCCAGUAUCUCAUUUAAAUGUUCCAACACCCCCUUCAGUGCCAUCGACAACAGUGGUGACACCGCCACCAUCACAGACAACAUCAACAAAUCCUUCCAUGUAAUUACUACA